Messenger RNA from Brassica oleracea var. oleracea, 2105 nucleotides. RefSeq names its product cytokinin dehydrogenase 5. NCBI's taxonomy places the organism in Eukaryota, Viridiplantae, Streptophyta, Magnoliopsida, Brassicales, Brassicaceae. Gene Ontology annotation, molecular function: cytokinin dehydrogenase activity; FAD binding. Gene Ontology annotation, biological process: cytokinin metabolic process. The transcript has 5 exons. Bases 320 to 1927 code for a protein of 535 amino acids. The record is from RefSeq and is a predicted model, not a curated record.
AUAUUCUCGACACAUACAUAAACGCAUAAACUCGUUAAAUUGUACGAAUAAAUAGAUUUUGAAAGCUCGUUAUAUUUUUAUAAUAGUAUUGUUUUUCACCCAAACCGAAAAAGAGAGAGAAUCUGUGCAUGUUGCUCAGAAAAUCUUCAAAGUGUAAUCUGGGCUUACGUUAGCUCACGAACUCCCAAGGAUCUCCUAUAUAUGUUUUUCCAUUUCCCCAUAAAAUCUCUCAUCAUCUAAAACAUCUUUAUUAUCAUUUCUUCUUCUAUAUAUUCCUUUCCCCUUUAGUGUCCUGAGAGACGCAUAUCUUGAUUUCUUGAUGACUCGUGAAAUGACGUCAAGCUUUCUUCUCGUGACAUUCGCGAUUUGUACACUGAUCAUAGCCGUUGGUCCCAGCGAGCUCCUCCGCAUCGGAGCCAUAGACGUCGACGGCCACUUCACCUUCAAGCCUUCCGACUUAGCCUCCGUCUCGUCGGACUUCGGUAUGCUAAAGUCGCCGGAGGAGCCAUUAGCCGUACUUCAUCCAUCCUCAGCUGAAGACGUGGCACGGCUCAUCAGAACAGCUUACGGCUCAGCCACGGCCUUUCCGGUCUCAGCCCGUGGCCACGGCCAUUCCAUAAACGGACAGGCUUCGACAGGGAGGAACGGUGUGGUGGUGGAGAUGAGCCACCGCAACAUAGGGACGCUGGAGCCACUAGUUGAACCGGAGGAAAUGUAUGUGGACGUUUGGGGUGGAGAGUUAUGGGUUGAUGUGUUGAAAAAAACGUUGGAGCAUGGCUUAGCACCAAAGUCAUGGACUGAUUACCUGUAUCUUUCCGUUGGUGGUACACUCUCCAAUGCAGGAAUUAGUGGUCAAGCUUUUCACCAUGGUCCUCAAAUUAGUAACGUCCUUGAGCUAGACGUUGUAACUGGGAGAGGAGAGGUGAUGAGAUGUUCAGAAGAAGAGAACACAAGGCUUUUCCAUGGAGUUCUUGGUGGGUUAGGUCAAUUUGGGAUCAUUACACGAGCACGAAUCUCUCUCGAACCUGCUCCCCAAAGGGUAAGAUGGAUAAGAGUGUUGUAUUCGAGCUUCGAAGUGUUUACAGAUGACCAAGAAUACUUAAUAUCUAUGCAUGGUCAUUCAAAGUUUGAUUACGUGGAAGGGUUUGUGAUCGUGGACGAAGGUCUCGUCAACAACUGGAGAUCCUCUUUCUUCUCUCCUCAUAACCCCGUUAAAAUUUCUUCCGUUAGCUCUAACGGCUCCGUUCUGUAUUGCCUUGAGAUCACCAAGAACUACCACGAGUCCGAGUCCGACACCGUCGAUCAGGAAGUAGAGAUUUUGAUGAAGAAAUUAAAUUUUAUACCGACAUCGGUAUUCACGACAGAUUUGCAAUAUGUGGAUUUCCUGGACCGGGUUCACAAGGCGGAGCUGAAGCUCCGGUCGAAGAAUUUAUGGGAGGUUCCACACCCAUGGCUCAACCUAUUCGUACCAAAAUCAAGAAUCUCUGAUUUUGACAAAGGCGUUUUCAAGGGCAUUUUGGGGAAUAAAACUAGUGGCCCUAUCCUUAUCUACCCAAUGAACAAAGACAAAUGGGACGAAAGAAGCUCGGCCGUUACACCGGACGAGGAAGUUUUCUACCUGGUGGCUCUAUUGAGAUCAGCUUUAUCGGAUGGUGAGGAAACGCAGAAGCUAGAGUAUUUGAAAGAUCAGAACCGUCGGAUCUUGGAGUUCUGUGAACAAGCCAAGAUCAAUGUGAAGCAGUACCUUCCUCACCAUGCAACGCAAGAGGAGUGGGUGGAUCAUUAUGGAGACAGAUGGGAUCAGUUUAGAAGCAUGAAGACUGAGUUCGAUCCACGGCAUAUACUCGCUACCGGUCAGAAAAUCUUUCAGAACCCAUCUCUGGCUUUGUUUCCUCCAUCGCCGUCUUCAUCGUCAGCUUCAUGGUGACAGGACAGAAUCAGAGGGGGAAAGUAGUAGUUGAGAUUAUAUUCUUCCUGAUGUAUAUAUAUGUCCUAAUAGAGAAGCAUCAGAGAGAGAUUAGGUUGGCGUAUUUUGUUAGUAUCGUUUAAAAAUUAGAGUUAGGAAGAUUCAAGUUAGUAAUAUGUUACUGUUUAAAUUUUCUACA